AUGGUCCAAACAGCUCUCAAGAAGUCGUCUUCUUUGGGCCCUACUAAGUCUGGCAAAGUGUCCAAACAUAGCAAAAAUCCCAAAAAAGCUGCCCCAAAACAAAUUGCUCCAAAGAAGAGAGGGGCUGUAGAAGACAAGAAAAUCGCUAAAAAGCACUCUGCUGCUCUGACAUCUGCUACUGAGAAAUUACUAGCUUCUCGUGUGGGUCAUCUGGAACUUCUUAAAGGUACAAGAAGAGAGUUAGAAAAGAAGGAGAAGGAGAAGAAAAAGAAGGAGGCCAAGAAAUGA
This is a messenger RNA of Sugiyamaella lignohabitans, 288 nucleotides long. RefSeq lists its product as uncharacterized. The record is from RefSeq and is a predicted model, not a curated record. The transcript has a single exon. NCBI's taxonomy places the organism in Eukaryota, Fungi, Ascomycota, Dipodascomycetes, Dipodascales, Trichomonascaceae. The coding region runs from base 1 to 288 and encodes 95 amino acids.